AUGCACAAGCGCAAGAGCCGCGGAACGCUGCUCGCCUCCGCCGGCCUCGCCGGCGAGCCUGCCCGAUCUCCGCCUGGCGGCAGUGCCGCGCCGGCCGCGCCUGCGUCUGCCGCCUCCCCCGCCAAGCGCCCGAGGCCGCUCCCGAUGCUGGCGGAACCGACUGCGCGGGGCGUGCCGCUGGCGGGCGGCGGAGGCGGCCGCAUGGCCAAGAACUUCAUCAACGACGCGCGCCAUCCGUUCAUCAUCGUGCAGGACAAGUCGGGCCGGUACAAGCCGCUCUUCCACGAGUUCCGCCCCAAGGACGGCUUCUCGACGGUGCCGAUGCUGAUGCACGGCCACCCCGACGACACGCCCGGCGGCCACCUCAUCAUGUCCGAGUACGACGUGCACGUGCGCAAGCAGAAGGAGAAGCGCAAGGCAGCGCGCGCGGCCUGCGGCGACGACGAACUGCCGCGCAGGGAGCAGCGGCCAGAGAGGCCGGAGCGCGGCGGGCGGCAGGGAGGCGGCGGCGGCGCCUCGUCGAGCCAGGCGGGGCAGGGGAGCGGCGUCGGAGAGCGCGAGCGGCGGCAGCGCAAGGCGCCGUCGCGCUGGGCCGCCGACCCGCUCUCUGUCCUCAACCUCGGGGGGAGGCUGUCUGAGCUUGAGCAAGCCCGCGCCAGGGGCGCCACAGCGCCUCCGCCGCCCGCCUCCGAGUCCUCGCCGGCGGCCAGUCGCUUCCCCGCCCUGGCCCCGACCCCGCUGGGGGCGGCGGCAGCAGGCUCGGCUGCGAGCGCGGGACACUCGGUGGCCAGCUUGGGCCAGGCGCUGCUCGACCGAGAGGCGCAGGAGGAGGCGGCGAAGGAGGCGGCGGCGCAGGCUGCCCACGACGAGGCGGCCAAAGAGGAGGCGCCGCCCUCUGCUCCCGCGCCCGUGCAGAGCGGCGUCGGAGAGCGCGAGCGGCGGCAGCGCAAGGCGCCGUCGCGCUGGGCCGCCGACCCGCUCUCUGUCCUCAACCUCGGGGGGAGGCUGUCUGAGCUUGAGCAAGCCCGCGCCAACGUGUGA
Molecule: messenger RNA, 1041 nt
Organism: Emiliania huxleyi CCMP1516
Lineage: Eukaryota; Haptophyta; Isochrysidales; Noelaerhabdaceae
Exons: 3
Coding region: 1-1041 (346 amino acids)
Source: RefSeq, a predicted model, not a curated record